GCUAAAAUAGUUCGCUAUCACUGUAACCAAGGCCUUCACUCUCCUCUCGACUCUCUCUUCCAAUUAGAGCGCGAUUUAGAUUUUUAUUUCUUAUUUUUCAUAAUUAUUUGUCGAGUUUUCUUUGAAUUUAUCAUCGACUGAGACAUGGCGGGUUAUUCACCGAGUUUCGGGGUAUCAAAUGUCGUGAACUCCCGAAACGGGGUUGUUUUGGGGAGGGAGAUGAGUCAGAGUGUGGUUAUGGAGAGUGUGAGAUUCAGGAAUGUGGUAAAGGAGGUGGCUUUGCCCGUGUUGUUUUUGAGCAACAAUAGGAGUAGAGAGAGGAACCACCGGCUUGUGGUGACGGCGAAUGCGUCACAGCCACGUGGAGAGUCACGGUCCGAUGUAGCCGCGGUCACAAUUGCGAAAGAGGGAGGCGGUAGUACUAGUGAUAGUGUAGUAGGGAAGGGUAUUGGGGUCUUGGAGGGUGGGUAUGAAGCGAUAGAAGAUAUUGGGGGGAGUGGUGGAAAUGGGAGAUUUACCAAUGGUAGAGGAGGCGGUGGAGGAGGUGGCGGUGGUGAUGACAAUGGGGAUGAUAAAGAAGAAGAGGAGCUUGGGCCAAUUUUGAAGUUUGCGGAGGUUAUGAAGGAGACGGAGGCUCGGGGGGCUAGUCUUCCUAGAGAUAUGUUAGAGGCCGCCAAGAGCGUGGGGAUUCGCAGAGUUCUUCUCCUUAGAUAUUUGGAUUUGCAGGGGUCUGUUUGGCCUCUGGGUUUCGCAAUGAGGUCGUGCGCUAUACUUCGAAAUCGAAUGUUGGCUGAUCCGUCCUUUCUUUUUAAAGUUGGAACAGAGAUCGUCAUUGAUUGUUGUUGUGCUACAUUUGCGGAAGUUCAAAAGAGAGGUGAAGACUUUUGGGCAGAAUUUGAGUUGUAUGUUGCAGAUCUCUUGGUUGGGCUGGUGGUUAACGUUGCUUUGGUUGGUAUGUUGGCACCCUAUGCUCGUAUUGGCGGGCCACCAUCUCUAUCUAAGGGUUUCCUUGGACGAAUGCAGCAUGCUUAUGGAGCUCUUCCUAGCAGUGUGUUUGAAGCUGAAAGGCCAGGAUGUAGAUAUACCAUAAAGCAGAGAAUGGGUACAUACUUUUAUAAGGGUAUCAUGUAUGGAUCAGUUGGAUUUGCAUGUGGCAUCAUUGGCCAAGGCAUUGCAAAUUUGAUCAUGACUGCAAAGCGGAGUAUAAAGAAAUCAGAAGAUGACAUACCUGUGCCACCACUUCUAAAGAGUGCUGCUCUUUGGGGCGUAUUUCUUGCCGUUUCCUCCAACACCCGCUAUCAGAUCAUCAAUGGACUGGAACGCGUGGUAGAAGGAUCAGCCUUUGCAAAGCAGGUUCCACCCAUUGCAUUGGCUUUCACAGUUGGUGUGAGAUUUGCCAACAAUGUAUAUGGUGGGAUGCAAUUUGUCGACUGGGCUAGAUGGAGCGGGGUGCAAUAAGUGUAGGUGUUUCCUCUUUUAUGUUGGAGAUGCCUUUUAAAUGGCAUUUUUUUAUGCCAAGAAAUCAUUUAAUCGAUUGGAUUCUUUAUUGUAAUAUUUUUGAACUCAAAAAAUGCUAGCAGAGGGAUGUUUUGUCGACAUAGCUUUAUAUUAGCCUGAUUGCAAUUUGGUCUCUUAA
Alnus glutinosa is the source of this 1636-nucleotide messenger RNA. Its product is annotated as protein RETICULATA, chloroplastic. The record is from RefSeq and is a predicted model, not a curated record. Lineage: Eukaryota; Viridiplantae; Streptophyta; Magnoliopsida; Fagales; Betulaceae. Bases 145 to 1458 code for a protein of 437 amino acids. Gene Ontology annotation, biological process: plant organ development. The transcript has 7 exons. Gene Ontology annotation, cellular component: chloroplast inner membrane.